AUGGACGCUGCAACCGAGGAAGAUUAUGAGGCCGCUGUAGAAAACAUGAAAGAUAAGUGGGCAAGUUUUCCAGCAGUGAUACAAUAUGUAGAGAACACAUGGAUUUGUCAUAAAACGAAGUUUGUGACAUUUUGGACAAACCAAGUUCUACAUUAUGGCAACACCAGCACUUGCAGAGUUGAGAGCCAACAUUCGGCCGUGAAGAUGUGGUUUGAUUCCUCGACAGGUUCUUUGGAUACCGUAUGGGCUCGAGUUCAUAGCCACAUUGGUAAUCAAAUCAUCGCAAUUCGUAAUGGUUUGGAGGCUUCUAGGUCGAAGAUAGGUCAAAAGUACCGACAGUUGCCACUGUCACGUAUAAACGGGAAGGUGUCUCAGCAUUGUUUGAAGGUUCUCGAUGAGGGGACAAGGAGGAUGAGGGAGCUGAGUUAUCAAGUGCACGAACGAUGUGGAUGUGCAAUGCGUGUGACCCACGGGUUGCCCUGUGCAUGCCAAAUACAUGAUUCGCUAGCUGCUGGGACAGGAUUGUACAUAAUGCAAAUUCACCCUUUUUGGAGGACCUUGGUUAUUGGUUCUGGAGAUGUUGGGACGGUGCCUGGCAAUGACUCGACCGAGGAUGCCUCACAUUAUCGUUCUCUGAUGGAGGAGGUGUUCGAUAGUGAUCUUGCUGUUCUUCGAAACGUGUCUCGCAUCAUUGAAGAGGAGCUGCAUCUGGAUCAUUCUGAUCUCAGAGAGCCUGCUGUAAACCACCGGGUUCGUGGUCGACCAAGAAACAAGGAUACAAGACGAGAUGUAAACGACAUUAGCCAAAGCCGUUAUCGACACGCGCUUCCAGGGCCGAUGUUGCCUUACAUCACAGGAUGGAAGGAUGUCAUUGGCGAUGGGAACUGUGGGUUUCGUUGUGUGGCCGAGUUCUUCUUCGGUGAUCAAGGUCGAUGGUAUGACGCUCGAGAGACAAUAGCGAAUGAGGUCCUCGGUUAUCGAUCCCUAUAUGAGAGGAUUUAUGGGCUUGGAAGACUUGAGAUCAAUGUGCAGCGUAUUCGAUGGGACGGUGGGGCGGUUGAUUCCCGUCAUUGGAUGGUUGCAAUACAAGAUUUAUUUCCUAUUGCGACUUGGUUCAACGCAACGGUUGUUAUUCUUGGUGUAGGCCAAACACCAACUUGCUACUACCCAUGCCUCACGAUAUUGCCGUUGCGGGCAAGAAGGGGGGUCACAGCACCGGAGCGAGAAUUCGCCACUUCCCCCGGUUGCAGGUUGGUGGACCGAGCACCACGACCCAAGUGUUGA
Molecule: messenger RNA, 1284 nt
Organism: Chenopodium quinoa (quinoa)
Lineage: Eukaryota; Viridiplantae; Streptophyta; Magnoliopsida; Caryophyllales; Amaranthaceae
Exons: 4
Coding region: 1-1284 (427 amino acids)
Source: RefSeq, a predicted model, not a curated record